Molecule: messenger RNA, 627 nt
Organism: Stereum hirsutum FP-91666 SS1
Lineage: Eukaryota; Fungi; Basidiomycota; Agaricomycetes; Russulales; Stereaceae
Exons: 4
Coding region: 1-627 (208 amino acids)
Source: RefSeq, a predicted model, not a curated record
AUGCCGCCAUCCAAGCCGCUUCACAGCGAACGGUCUGUUGAGGUUAUCGAGGUCUCUUCCGACGAAGAUGAGACCCGUGGACAGAGCAGACCACAGCCGCUACGCUCUGCAGCGCUGCGUGCAACGAGGAAAAGCACUCGGCUUCGUGCUCAAGGGCAUCUUCUCGAUAGUCAGGACGCGGGAUCCGGAGAUAGGCAUUUGACGCGUGAGGGCAAUUCAAAGCAGGCCAGUACAGUUGCACAGGAUACAAAAGGCGACCGGGGAACUCGUACAACUGAUGAAUCUAUCACAAAAGAACGAUUCAGCUCGACGACAUUGGUCCCCGCCCCCUUUCCUUAUAUCCCUCCCCUUUCGUGCACUCCGAGUCCUACACGCGUCACCCUGUCCUUGCCGGACACUCCGUCGUCUCCGCAUCUUACCCCCACGCUGGUCAAAACUUCCACCUCACCUGCGACUGCUACUUCAAACAUUCCACUUACACAGUCCACCGAGGGUUCGGACCUCCCAGCUCAAAACCUCGGUAAGCGUAAGCGUACAUUCUCCGACGUAAUGAGGGAACUUGGCAGGGUUGGAAGGCAGGCUCGAGAACUUGAGAACGAGAUUUUGAAGCGCCUUGUGGAGGACUGA